AUGUCAGCAGACUCUGGUGUCAGCAGUCUUUGGCGUCAGCAGAACUUGGUUGGCCGUGAUGUCGACCUCAGACAGGGACUGGGUGUGCUCUUUAAGGUUCAGCCAUCAACUUCAGCUGCAACCACUUCAGCAGAAGGACAGGGAGAUGGAGAGGAGAAUCUAUGGGAUAUCUUGGACAAUAAGAUAAGUGAGACACAAAGUUCCACGAUGUCACUGCAGAUGCAACAGUUGAAUACUACAUUUUAUGUUCUUUCUAUCUGUAUUUGCCUUACAGUGCUUAUUGCAGCACCUGGGUUGCUUGUUUCUGGAGAGAAUGUGAUUACCUGUGAUGGUGAUAUCCAUCGCCUCACUUGUGAUCGUGGAGUUAUAUGGGUGGAGAAUAGUUUGUAUGGCCGUACGGAUAGUUCCAUCUGCAGUACUGCACAUCCCCCUCUUCAGGUUACUGAUACCAGCUGUUCCAUGAGUAUUUCCACUAUUGCUGAGAGAUGCAAUGGACUAAGUGCAUGUGAGGUAAACACGGCUGCACUUCAGACAUCUGACCCAUGUAAAGGAACCUACAAAUACUACGACACCAGUUACAGCUGCUACGAUGCCGAAACAACUGUGAUCUGUGAGCACAGCUAUUCCACACUGGAAUGUGCUGAAGGUGAAUAUCUUCAGAUCAUAAUUGCGAACUUUGGGCGUUCUGACUCUACAACCUGUUCAAGUGGACUCCACAGUGGUUUGACCAAGAAGACCAACUGUUAUGCUUCGAACACAUUGUCAACUCUGGCGACACUGUGUAAUAACCAGCAGUCUUGCACUGUAGAAGCUUCAUCCACCAUCUUUACAGAUCCUUGUCCCAACACUGCUAAAUACCUCAGUGUGUCCUACAUAUGCUAUGGUGAGCAAUCAGUUUUAGAUUACACUUUAGAUUAUGCUUUUUUAUUUUCUAGGCAAAUGACUUCAGAAAAUUUUAAACCUAGCCUUGGUUCCCACAAAGUGUUGAUUCUCAUGAAGUUAUAUGUUUACUAUGGGGAACUGGAUUCUGCGCACCCGGAUGUACGGUUUGGUUUUUCACUCCGGAACGCAAUCUUCUGCAUAGUGACAGCGGUGCCUUACAGCGCGGUUCCAGCGCGUGCCUUAUGGUGGCGCUCACGAGCGCAGUCGCUAUGGGACCGUGACGUCAGCGGGCCUGAAGGCGGAAGUCCAGGCAUCAACAACCCCUACGUCAGUGAGGAUUUUUGUUUUUUAGGGGACAGUCGCGAGCGUUCUUGA
Molecule: messenger RNA, 1257 nt
Organism: Ictalurus furcatus (blue catfish)
Lineage: Eukaryota; Metazoa; Chordata; Actinopteri; Siluriformes; Ictaluridae
Product: rhamnose-binding lectin-like
Exons: 10
Coding region: 1-1257 (418 amino acids)
Molecular function (GO): carbohydrate binding
Source: RefSeq, a predicted model, not a curated record